AUGUUGAUUCCCAGUACAAAGGACGUGGUUAGUGAUCACCAGGAUUCACAAAUCAAACGUCACGGUAAACGACAGCACGAAAUCCAACAGGGAGACACAGUGGCCGUGCGUGAUUAUCGGACGAGUGAAAACAAGUGGUCGAUAGGGACUGUUACGAAAAAUGUGGGAAAACAAGCGUUUGAGGUGGAUACUGAGGCGGGCACUUGGAAGCGACACAUAGAUCAGACCAUUAAAAUACCAAAUAGGGACUCAGGAGUGUUGGAAGCCGAAUGUAGCGUGAACCCACCCGACCCAAGGGGGAAAAUAGUUCCAGAGGGGACCGGGAAGGAUACAGACGGGCCAGACAGGGAACCCGAGACAAUCUCAACCGGACGUUCUCGCCCGACUAGAAUGAAAAGAUCGCCCGACCGCUAUACAACAGUAGAUUUUAGGAAAUAA
Molecule: messenger RNA, 438 nt
Organism: Acyrthosiphon pisum (pea aphid)
Lineage: Eukaryota; Metazoa; Arthropoda; Insecta; Hemiptera; Aphididae
Exons: 1
Coding region: 1-438 (145 amino acids)
Source: RefSeq, a predicted model, not a curated record